Messenger RNA from Actinia tenebrosa (Australian red waratah sea anemone), 2138 nucleotides. RefSeq lists its product as uncharacterized. NCBI's taxonomy places the organism in Eukaryota, Metazoa, Cnidaria, Anthozoa, Actiniaria, Actiniidae. The record is from RefSeq and is a predicted model, not a curated record. Gene Ontology annotation, molecular function: scavenger receptor activity.
GCGAAAAAUUGUCGAAGAAGCUGUUACACGCAUCAACUUGCUGAAAAUUCGUCAUUUCGUGUUGCUAGUUUUUGAAGGAGAAUCAAAACUCGCAACGUGCUGCCGUAUCCGAAAAUCUACGUGCGUGAACCUGCAAAACUGUCAAAACCUGGGGUAAAUUGUCUUCCAUUGAACUGAAAAAAUGUCAGUGAGCACAGUUCGAAGACUUAACCAAAUACCAUCCAGACGUUCAAUAAAUACAAGUCUUAGAUUGGCACUAGCACUGAUCGUUUCAAUCUCAUAUUCCUUUAUCUACAUCGAAGCAGCAGGCAGCAGAGGUCUUCCAUGUGCUGUAAAUACAUGGGGUCCUGAAUGUAAAGAAUGCCUUUGUGAAAAUAACGCUACAUGCUCUCCAAACAAUGGUAUCUGCACGUGUACCCAAGGGUGGGAGGGACAGUACUGUAACAAGAAGAGAUGUGACCAUCGUCACUAUGGUGACGAAUGUCAACACAGAUGUUCUUGCUUUAAUGGAGCGUCGUGCCAUCCGGUUACAGGAGAAUGUUUGUGCUCUGCUGGAUAUCGAGGUGUUAAUUGUAACACUACAUGCCCAGAAGGAACUUAUGGCUUCAAGUGCACAAAGGACUGUACAUGUCCCAUCAAUACGGUGUGCUCACCGAUCGAUGGAUCCUGUACUUUUAAAUAUAAGUUUGAAUAUAAUGGAACGCAUUGCGAAUGUCGCCCUAAGAACAGCAUCCCCGGAUGUGAAGCCUGCAACUGUAGUCAAUUGGGCACCUGCGACUUGACAACUGGGGAGUGUAUGUGCCAAGUAGGGUAUACUGGCGAGAGCUGUCGAAAACUACACUGUGGGGACAAACACUACGUCCCAGGUUGCCAUGGAAACUGUAAUUGCCAAUAUAAUGCAACAUGCUACGAGAGAGACUGGUCAUGUGACUGCUUACCGGGGUGGACUGGGAAGAGUUGUAACGAUUCCUGUCCAGAUGGUCGCUAUGGAAUAAACUGCCAAUCAAAGUGCACGUGUGAAAACAGCACCUCAUGUGACCCUCAGACGGGAAGGUGUGGCGACCUUUUGACGACCUAUACUGAAGAAAGCAAACGAGCUCCUAGAUUUGCUGUUCUACUAGUGAUAGCCGUAAUUCUCACGAUCACAGUAUGUCCUGCGUUUUACAUAAUAAUGAUAUUUACUCCCCUCUCUUCGGGAGACACAAUUCCAAUGCAGAACUUUGAGGAGAGAACCGCCCUCGAAUCGCCAUCACGCUCAGACGAUUUCCAAGAACACAGCACAGAACAAAUUACAGAAAACAGGACAGCUGAAAGAUCUCGCGGGGCACGGGAAUCAUAAUGCCGUCUGGAGGGCAUAACAGAGAACACUGCAGUGACAACCUGCCAUGAAGUGCAAUCAGGUUCAGGAGAUUCGCAAGAAUCUAUAGAGGAACAAAUUGAAGAAUUGGCAAGUUGUCAUUCUUACAAAAAGAAGGCCGAAAACGCAACACCAACGCAAAGGGGCGUCUCGUGGCCACAAUACUCAAACUACAGGCACCAAAGAAAUUCGGCAGCACGCAGUAGUUCUACAAGUUUUAUCAACCAAGCUUUGAUAAAUGAAGAUAAAUAGAAAAUAGCGAAACCUAUACCUGCCAGAAACCAGAAACCUAUACCUGCAGAUAACUUAAGUUAAAAGAGAAUGGAGGCAAUUCCGAAUAACUGAAUGUUUUUCAGAACAUGCGUAAUAGCUAAAUUACGAGCCUUAGAUGAAACGACUGAAGAAGAGGGCCAAUGAGCCUUUCACAACUUCAAGUCGCAUAAAAAAUGAACCAGCUCAACUAGAAACCGCGGACAGCUGUUUCGGCCUGUAUUGGGCCUCGUCAGCACGGUGUAUCCAGUGAGCUGGUAGAAUCCCACGAAAAGUAGUACAUAUACUACUACUGUAUAUAUGUUUGUAAGAUGAUAUAAUGAUUCAGAUGUAAUACACCUAACGGUAAAUGAAUCAUAAAAGUGUAUGUCUAGACUUAAGCUAGUUAAAGAAUAAAACAGAAGAUAUAACUAGCUAAAAACUGUGAGCUGCGUCGGUGUUUCUAAUGGAACAGUAAUGAUGAAAAGGUAAAUUAUACACCGUGAAAAGAUGAAAAAACUUACUGACGUUU